AAACCAUUGCUGUCCUGGCUUUGCAAGUUGGGAUAGUUCUAUUUAGGAAUGAUACCAAUUUGAAUAAUUGUCCAUCUAAUAAUGCUUAAAUCACUAGUAACUUUAUGGCUUGUUUCACUUACUGUACCAUUCUAUAUUCUGCAAACAUACUGUAUCCAUUAAAAAGAAAGAUUAAGAACAAAAUGUAUUGGGCAGGUUCUCCUAAGAAAGGAGACCAUCACAGGUCUCUGGAUGAACAGUUCUGGUCUUGCUUGUUUCUCUUUAGAAACUUAAGGGAAUUCAGGAUGGAGAAGAGUGUGCUCUGUAGUGAGCUGUGGUAGGCUGGAAGGAUUCAAAUUGAGGGACAGUUACAUCUGAGUGUUUACAGUCGUGAAUACUGGAAUCAGGGCUUGGAAAGUAGCUUUCAUUUGAAAUCAUUAUUUUUAAACUUGCUUAUAACUUUCCUAACAAUUUUUCUUCAGGGUUGAAGCUUCCCAAAGCUGACUAUAUUUGGAAAGUAUAAUGUUACUCAUGGACUAUUCUCCUAAUGAUCUGUGGGCAAAGGUUACAUAAAUACGGAUUAACUGCCCAAAAACUUUAUUAAUGCAGUUAAGGUUAUUUAGUGCUCCAUUGUGGACUUACAGAAUAUGGACAGAGGAUAAACAUAACCCUCUGAAAACCAAGAAAUACAAUUAAGGUUAUGUGUCCAACACCAAACCUGACCUACCCCUAACAAAUUCUGCCAUUUUGUGUGUUGUCUAAUCCAAUUCUAUACUAUCAUUCCCCUUUGUACACUCUGUGGCCCUCAUUGUUAGGUGCCAGAGCUGGCACUGCCUUUUGAGGAGAGGUUGCAGCAGCAGUGAGAGGAGUUGGGGUCCUUCUUUUCUGGGUGCUUAUACACACCAUCGGAAGAGAAGAUCACAAUGGGUGUGUCCUACGCUGCAACAAAAGGCUGUGGCCGGCCUGGGUCAGCUUGAGCUUCGGCGCUAUAAAAUAGCCGUGUAGAUGUUUGGCCUCAGGCUGGAGCCCAGGCUCUGAGAUCCCAUGACGGGGGAGGAUCGCUGAGCUUGGGCUUCAGCCCGUGGUCAAACAUCUACUGUGAAAUGACAUAGCCUUAGAUUAUGAGCCUGAGUCAGCUGACCCAGGCUCGGCGAAUCAGUGCCAGGGGUUUUUUAUUGCAGUGCAAAUAUCCCCAAUGUCUCUUUGUCUCUAACAUCUAAGAAUAUAUGAAAGGAGUUUCAGGUUUGCUCAGACAGACGCCGUUGACAUUGCCGUAGGUAUGUCAAGAAAACGGGGGAAUAUGAUUGCUUAUCUCAGUCUAACACUCUUGCGUAUUCUCAAUGCCCACUAGAACUCUAUAGCUGCAUUGCCAUUCACCAAUGCCUUUCUGCCGCACCAUUGUACUGGGGAGCUGUAGCCAACUGCUGGCACAUAUCACAGAACAAGGCUCAGUCAGGGGCAGCCAAACAUGGGGUCCUAGAGGGAAUUCUGAGGCCAGGGAUGAACAUUUAUAAAUAUCUAGUAGCUCUUCAGGGGUUUGUGAGGAGUAGGCAAAUGGUUGAGUGUAAGUCAGGCUUAGCUAACUACUGUUCAAGUCUAACCUAAGGUUGGCCAAAACCUAAGAGUUCUUCUUUGAGUGCUUGUUCCUGUCCAUUCCAACCAGGUAUGUGCGCGCCGCGGGCACACCAGUCGGAAGAUUUUUCCCUUAGCAGAGUCCGAAGGGUCGGCCUGGUCGCCCCCUGGAGUCGUGCCUUCAUGACGCCCAAUAUAGCACCCUGCCAGCCCCCCACCCCCUCAGUUCCUUCUUACUGCCAGUGACGGCUAGCUGGAACAUCGCUCGCUCUCAUGGCAAGCACUUUGGCAGUGUCUUCUGUAGUUUUUUGUACAAAUGGUUUAAAUAGUUAGUUAAUUAGAAGUUCGUUAAUUACAGUUGUGGUAGUUUAGAUUUGUUUGGGGGGUUUCUCACCAACAACAACUUCCUCACCUCUGGGGUAUGCCUGAGUUCCCAGGGUUUAAGCCCUGUGAGGACUGUGGCAAGUUUAUGCCCAAGAAUGACCCUCGCUCUUCCUGUCUGCGGUGCCUUGGGGAGAGGCACCAGAAGGACAGGUGCAGGAUCUGUAAAGGUUUCCGACCCAGAGCCCUUAAAGACUGGGAGCAGAGACUUAAAAUCCUGCUAAUGGAGGCGGCAAUACAACCACGCUCUGACUCCGGGCCCGCUGAACCCUCGCUGAGUACCUCUUCGUCAGUACGCAGUACUCUGGCGCCGACAGCACAUGAACUGGUGCCAACUAAGGACCCUCGGCACCACCAUGGCUUGGGCCAUAAGACACCAUUGUCGGUGUGGCACUGCUCUCAAUCCCCAGUGCUGCUAAAGAAGGAAAGGCCGGAGAGGGGUUGGUCCCUCCCGCCAAAGUCUAAAGGUUCGGUGGUGUCCACGGGUAUCUCAUGACAGAACACCUUGUCCCUGCAGCCCAGUCAAGUCUGAAACCCCCACGGUCCCCGGAUUGCCAAGGUGACCAGCUCCCAUCUACGCCGGAGGCGUUUGAGACAGCCAAGGACCUGAUGCACCUCUCGGUGCCGACCUCCUCACAGAGGAGGGCCAAGUCGCCGGUGACUGCGCAGCGCCACAUCCAGUCUAGGGGCAAACCAGUGCUGAUGGCACACCGAUCUCCAGCCCCGGCGCACAUCUCCCCACCACAGCCCAUCCAUGUAGGAGAGCCACACCGAUCCCCGGCCUCUUGGCACCUCUCUCCAGCAGCCCAGGGCACAGCUCCUCCGUGGUCUUCCUAUUCGGAGACCCCAGAGUUGGAGGCGGACUCCUACCAUCUCAGCAGGUCCAGGAGCAGGAGGUCCAGAUCCUGCCGGAGCCACCAGCCCUACCCGGCACCAUGGCCUCGGCAGUGGCAGCCAUAGUUUCAGUGGCCCUUUUGGAUACCCUGGGCAUACCACCGGAGCCAGGGACAGGUCCAAGGUCCCAGUUGGCGUCGGUGUCAUCAGUGUCCUUUGUCCCACCGCAAGCAACGCUGGCACUGCCGACCAAAGCGCCCGCCCUGCUGUUACAAACAACAGCUCCAGCACUGACCAGCGGCACCGGCAACAGCUUUGGCUCCGACUCCAUCUAGCGGCUCCUGCACUGACUGCAGCACCGAGGCUUCAACCUCCAGCGGCCUCGGCACCACAUCCCACGGAAUACUGCGUGCCAAGAGAUCCAAAGGUGCUGAAGGCAGUGAGCAGGGUCUGCUGCCAGGCCUCUCUUCAUCCUUGCCGGAUGAAGCGGUUGCGGGGGCGUCGAUGGACCCAGCUCUGGAGGAUAAUCGGGUUCUCCAGCAGCUCCUGCGCUGUGCUGCCCAAAGCCUGGGCAUUCAGGCAGAGGAGGUGGUGGAGGAAUCGAACCCACUUGUGGACAUCCUCGGGUCCAUCGCGGGUAGCCCUACUACUGAUUAAGGUAAUAAUUGAAACGACGAAAUCCCUGUGGCAGACCCCUGCUUCUCUGGCCACUACGGCCAAAAGAUACAAAUGGCAUUAUUUUGUCCCUUCAAAGGGGUAUAAACACUUAUACCCCUCCACCCCCCCGACUCGUUGGUAGUUGAUGCAGCCAAUCAGUGGCAGCGCCAGGGUUUCCAGGAUCCCACCCUGAAAAAUAGGGAGGCGAAGAGACUCGACCUGUUCGGCAGGAAGUUCUAUUCAACAGGGGGACUACAGCUCUGCAUCGCAAACCAGCAGGCUAUCGUAAGCAGAUAUGCGCAUAAUACCUGCGCUGCGAUGACCAAGUUUGCAGAGCUCCUGCUACAGGACUCUCGUACUGAGUUCUCCGCAUUAGUGGAGGAGGGGAAGCCGUUCUCCCGAGCUACCCUACAGGCGGCUUUGGACGCGGCGGAUGCAGCCUCACGUACACUAGCCACGGGGGUUGUAAUGAGUUGGGCUUCCUGGUUGCAGGUCUCUGGUCUACCCCAUGAGAGCCAACAAAUGAUCCAGGACCUCCCCUUCUAGGGCUCGACCCUGUUUUCUGAGAAUAGGAUAGGAGACUUCAUAGUCUGAAGGACUCUAGGGCCACCCUAAGAUCUCUGGGACGCCACACACCAGCCACUCAGUGUAGACAUUUCAGACCUCAGCCUCCCUCCAGAUUCUGCCAAACCCAAAACCACCAGGACGCCUCUCGCAGGAGAAAUAGGAGCGGUAGAAGGAGGCAGCACUCCUCCUUGGGGCAGAGUUCUGGACAGCCCAAGCAUCUGUCCGGCCCCAGACCCCCCUUUUGAAGGUGCGGUCGAGGACGGCUAACCAGUUUAGAAUCUGGAUCCAUCCCCUCUUACCUUUUCGUCCUGUCUAUCCCCUUUCUACCAUGCUUGGUCCCGUAUCACCUCGGACUGUUAGGUGCUCCGCACGGUAGAGAGGGGAUAUUCCAUCCAAUUCUGUGCCCUCCCACCCCCCUUCCCUGUUCCUCUUCAGGGACCCCCUCAUGAGCAACUUCUAAUACAGGAAGUGCAGUCCCUCUUCUUGGUAGGGGCGGUGGAAGAGGUUCCUCAGGGGCAAAGGGGCAAGGGCUUCUACUCCUGAUAUUUCCUAAUACCAAAAGCCAAGAGUGGCCUCAGACCCUUCUGGACCUGUGGCAGCUCAAUAAGUUUGUAAAGAAACUCAAGUUCCGCAUGGUCUCGUUGACCUCCAUUAUCCCUUCAUUGGAUCCAGGAGACUAGUACGCUACCCUUGACUUGAAGGAUGCAUAUUUCCACAUAACAAUAGUUCCUCUUCACAGACAUUGUCUCAGAUUUGUGGUGAACAACAGCCACUAUCAGUUUACUAUCCUCCCUUUUGGCCUGUCAGCAGCACCUCAAGUUUUCACCAAAUGCAUGUCAGUCCGCGUGGCAUUCCUGAGCAAGCGCCAGAUUCAGGUUUUUGCAUACCUCGGCGACUGGCUGAUCAAAGGCCACUCCAGAUCCCAAGUGGAGGAUCAGGUCGGCUUCAUAAGAAGGACCUUCCUCAAACUAGGUCUCCUUCUCAACGAGGCCAAAUCCACUCUGUCCCCGGUGCAGAGAAUAGAGUUUAUAGGCGCAGUACUGGACUCAACUCAAGCCCGGGUGUACCUCCUGGAAGCCAGGUUUUGGUCUCUAGGGGACAUCAUACAGGGCCUUGGACAGUUCCCUAUGACCACAGCAAGGAACUGCCUGAAACUGCUGGGGCACAUGGCUGCGUGCACCUAUGUAGUCUAGCAUGCCAGACUCAGACUAUGCCCACUCCAGUCAUGGCUUGCGUCGGUUUAUCGACUGGUUCGAGACACUGGACAGCAUUGUAACCCUUCCCCGCCCCGUACUAGAUUCCUUUCUGUGGUGUCUCGACCCACAAGUAGUUUGUGUGGGAGUACCUUUCACCAGCCCCCAGCCAUCCCUUUCAUUAGUGACAGAUGCCUCGGAUUUGGACUGGGGGACACAUUUGGGAGACCUCAGGACUCAGCCUCUGGUCUCAGGCGGACCUCGCUCAGCAUAUCAAUGUCAAAGAGCUGAGAGCGGUGUGCCUGGCGUGCCAGGUUUUCAGAGCCCACAUAUCGGGCAGAUGCAUAUCAGUCCUCACGGACAACACCACAGCAAUGUUUUAUAUCAACAAACGGGGGUGCACGCUCCUCUCCCCUGUGCUGGGAAGCCCUCAUGCUGUGGGACUUCUGUGUAGAGCAUUCGAUACACUUGCAGGCUUCAUAGUUCCCUGGGGUACAGAACGAGCAGGUGGACAGCCUCAGCAGAUCUUUUCACAGCCAUGAGUGGUCCCUUCGGCCAGACGUAGUGAGCUUAAUUUUCCAUCUCUGGGGCUUUCCCCAGAUAGACCUGUUCACCAUGUGCAGCAACAGGAAGUGUCAACUAUUUUGCUCCUUCAUGAAUCACAGGGUUCCAUCGUGGAUGCCUUUCUUCUUCCAUGGGGGGACCAUCUGCUUUACACAUUCCCACUAGUACUGCUGGUCCACAAGGUGCUUCUCAAGGUCCACAGGGACUGGGCUUGGGACAUAUUGAUAGCUUCGGCAUGGCCGCGCCACCACUGGUUCAUGUCGCUCCUGGAAAUGUCCGUGGCAACCCCGCUCACUUUACCGCUGGUCCCGGACCUGAUCACGCAGGAUCACGGCCGUCUCUGGCACCCGAACUUAGAAUUGCUCCACUUCACAGUUUGGCUGCUCCAUGGCUGAAAGCUAUGGAACUGUCCUGUUCUGACCAAGUCAGACAAGUUCUCCUUGGCAGUAGGAAGCCCUCUACAAGGGCAAUGUACCCUGCCAAGUGGAAGAGGUUCUCUCUCUGGUCGGAGCAGCACCAUCAGUCGCUGACGCUCGCCCCGAUCCCAUUUAUCCUGGACUACCUCCUCCAUCUUAAACAACAGGCUCUGUCCAUGUCGUCAAUAAGGGUCCACUUGGCCGCCAUCUCCGCCUUCCAUCCAAGUGCAGACGGCUUCUUGGUCUUCGCGAACCCUAUGGUCAGCCGUUUUCUCAAAGGCCUCGACAGACUCUACCCGCAAACGCAUCAGCCUGUCCUGGCCUGGGACCUUAACCUGGUCCUUGCCAGACUUACAGGCCCUCCAUUUGAGCCACUGGCGAUGUGCUCCCUGCUUUAUCUCUCUUACAAGGUGGCGUUCCUGUUGGCGAUAACCUCAGCUAGGAGAGUGUCGGAGCUCAGGGCCCUUACAUCUGAGCCCCCUUACAAAGUAUUUCAUAAGGACAAGGUUCAGUUCAGACCUCACCCGGGUUUUCUCCCUAAGGUUGUCUCCCAGUUUCACAUGAACCAGGACAUCUUCCUUCCAGUGUUUUAUCCUAAGCCACAUUCCUGCGACAGGGAGCGAAGGCUUCAUUCAUUGGAUGUCCGCAGAGCGCUGGCCUUCUAUAUAGAGAGAACUAAGUCGUUUCAAAAGUCCAUCCAGUUAUUCCUAGUGGUGGCAGACAGGAUGAAGUGCAUCCCCGUCUCAUCCCAACUCAUCUCGUCGUGGAUCACAUCAUGCAUUCGGGAGUGUUACGGCCUGGCAAAGGUGCUGGCUCCGCCGCUCACUCCACCGGGGCUCAGGCCUCCUCAGUGCAUUCCUGGUGCAGGUCCCCACCCAGGAAAUCUGCAGAGCGGCAACAUGGUCCUCGAGACACACAUUUACGAGACGCUAUGCGAUCACACAACAGGCCAGAGACAAUGCGGCUUUUGGACGAGCUGUGCUCCAAUCAGUGGAUGACUUCAACCCCACCUCCUGAACUUUGGCUUGUGAGUCACCUGGUUGGAAUGGUCAUGAACAAGCACUCGAAGAAGAAGGUUACUCACCUUCUUGUAACU
Molecule: messenger RNA, 7259 nt
Organism: Chrysemys picta bellii (western painted turtle)
Lineage: Eukaryota; Metazoa; Chordata; Testudines; Emydidae
Source: RefSeq, a predicted model, not a curated record